This is a messenger RNA of Carassius gibelio (silver crucian carp), 2503 nucleotides long. Its product is annotated as protein phosphatase 1A-like. Gene Ontology annotation, molecular function: magnesium ion binding; manganese ion binding; protein serine/threonine phosphatase activity. Lineage: Eukaryota; Metazoa; Chordata; Actinopteri; Cypriniformes; Cyprinidae. The coding region runs from base 248 to 1543 and encodes 431 amino acids. The record is from RefSeq and is a predicted model, not a curated record. Gene Ontology annotation, biological process: positive regulation of canonical Wnt signaling pathway; protein dephosphorylation; negative regulation of canonical NF-kappaB signal transduction. The transcript is spliced from 6 exons. Gene Ontology annotation, cellular component: cytosol; nucleus.
AACACACCCAGAAUCACAAGAGUUCAUAGCAUUAGAACAGUCCAAUGGAUUUCCUUGGGGAAAACAGAAGCUUGCUCAAACAUAUUUAGGACACAACACUAAUUGCAUGCAUUAACACUGUGUUUGUCCAGCAAUAGUCCCUCCUAUUUUGACUCCAACUCAACGGGAGGAACUGGAUCGGCUUCGGAGGAGCAGAAAGAGGAGUUUGAGGAACAGUAGGAGACUGAAGCAAAGGAUCCAGGUGGCCAUGAGAACCGCCAGGCGGGCCAGCAACAUGGAGGUGCCCUCCUUCCUGCGGCAGCUGGUGAAGGAAACCGAGAAGAUGGUGACCUUCUUCUUCAAGGGUGGCCGACGGGAGCCGGGAGCUGAUGAUGAGUACUCUGAAAACGAAGAGGACGUGCAGGGCAGACCCUACCUAGAACGGCCCGUUUUGGAGAAAGAGACAGCAGAAGGCGGGUCGAAAUUGGGCAUUAACUACGCCAUGGCCAGUAUGCAGGGUUGGCGUGCCGAGAUGGAGGAUUCCCACGCCUGCAUGCCAGAGAUGACCGAUGCCUUGCCAGACUGGAGCUAUUUUGCCGUGUACGACGGACAUGCGGGGAGAAUGGUGGCUCAGUACUGCUCCAAACACCUGCUGGAUUUUAUUCUCGACACAGGCUGUGUGAUGGUGGACGAGGAUACAGACCAGGUCAAAGAUGGCAUCAGAGUUGGCUUCCUUAACAUAGACCGUCACAUGCACACCCUGUCCCGCGAUGACAGCUGGGACCACAGUGGAUCCACAGCAGCUGCUGUCAUGAUCUCUCCACGAAACAUCUACUUCAUCAACUGCGGUGAUUCACGGACCUUCCUUUGCCGCGAUGGCCAGGUGGUCUUCUACACGGAGGACCACAAACCUAUAAACCCGCGUGAGAAAGAGCGCAUCCAGAACGCCGGCGGCUCCGUCACCCUGCAGCGCAUCAACGGCUCGCUGGCCGUGUCCCGCGCCCUUGGUGACUUCAGCUUUAAGGAGGUGGAAUGGAGGACUCAGACCGAACAGCUGGUGUCUCCUGAACCAGAGGUGUACGAGCUGCAGCGGAGCCCAGGAGAUGAGUUCCUGGUGGUGGCUUGUGAUGGAGUCUGGGACGCCAUCGGGAAUGAGGAGCUGUGUGCAUUUGUGCGCAACCGUCUGCAGGUCUGUGAUGAUCUGAGGGAGAUCUGCUCACAGGUCAUUGACCUCUGCCUCUAUAAGGGAAGUUUGGACAACAUCAGCAUCAUCAUUAUUUGCUUUGACGGCGCCCCCAAGGUGACCCCAGAGGCACUGCAACAGGAGGCGGAGCUAGAGCGCGUCAUUGAGCAAAAAGUGGCAGAGAUCAUUAACUUGAUCAGAUCUAAAGACAAGGAACCUGACCUGCUCUAUGUGAUGAAAUUCCUGGCAUCUGAAAAUAUCCCCGGCCUCCCACCAAGUGGAGGAAUCUCAUCCAAGAAAGAUUGCAUAAUUGGUGCAUAUCAAAAAUAUGCAGCAGCUUUCAGAUCUCUUGAUCCGAUGGAUACUGAUGACUCCAUCUAGUGGCCAUUACGAUGGAGCUCAAGAAUCAAGCCUUGGCUCUCUGGAAUGUAAUAAUGUGAGGAGGACGUUUGUGUGCCACCUGUUUUACAGAGGUCAAAUUAUUUAGCCAAACUAUUUCUUUUUUUAAAUCAAUGUUGUGUAUUGUAAACAGAAAUGGGGGAAGAUGAAGGUUUAUCAAAUGCUUUCAUGAAAGUAAAGCAUUAAACACGGACAUCAUGUUAAGAUUUUAAUGGAAAAUAUAAGGAUUUUACUUUACUUAAAGGUGAAGUGCGUAAUGUACCACUAGUGCCACCAGAUGGAAAUGUUAGUGUUUUUGAUUAAAGAUUUCAAGGGCACAAUAUUCCACUAUUAUUAUUAUUAUUAUUAUUAUUAUUAUUAUUAUUAUUAUUAUUAUUAUUAUUAUUAUUAUUAUUGUUAUUGUUAUUAUUAUUAUUAUUAUUAUUAUUAUUAUUUUUCAAAAAUAAAAAAUAAAUUAUGUUUUGAUAUGGAAACUUUAAAAUGCCACAGAGCCCAAGUUAUCAGUAAGAUUACAAAAUUAAAUUAAAUUAAAUUAAAUUAAAUUAAAUUAAAUUAAAUUAAAUUAAAUUAAAUUAAAUUAAAUUAAAUUAAACACUUAAUUGUCAAUCCACUUGUAUUUGGGAUACAUAACUGAUUCCCAUUAAAUUACACAAAUCACCUUUAAAUAAAUGUACCUUAUUAGCAGUAACACAUUUCUAUAUGUAUUUAAAUAAUUACUUUUAUGUAACAUUACAGUUAUAGGUUGUUUCAUGACUGACUUCAUGGCUGACCCGAGAUUUCCAAACAUAUUUAAGAUAUUUCAAUGUAUAAGUGCAUUAUAAAUAUGUUUGCUUUAUUUGUUAAUGGAUGUUAAGCUCUCUUUACUUUCAGAGAGCUUUGAUUUAUGUAACCAAACCUGUACAAUAUAUUAAAAUGAACAUCUGUAAAACUUUAUAAUGGGUA